Helicoverpa armigera (cotton bollworm) is the source of this 1154-nucleotide messenger RNA. RefSeq lists its product as uncharacterized. The record is from RefSeq and is a predicted model, not a curated record. NCBI's taxonomy places the organism in Eukaryota, Metazoa, Arthropoda, Insecta, Lepidoptera, Noctuidae. The transcript has a single exon. Bases 36 to 1019 code for a protein of 327 amino acids.
UAAUAUGUUCGUUUUAUUUGUUCACAGAUUAAAAAAUGCGGUCGAUAUACCUCACAACAUUCUUCAUAACAUUAUGUGCUACAACAAAAUUCGUGAAAUACACGCCAAAGAACACAACCAUGUUCAGAGACGAACAGAUCAUCUUCUCAUCACCAUUCAACAUCACCAAGCUAUUAGUACCAGCUGAUGGCCAGAAGUACCUUCAAGCAGAAUCGUCUGACAUCCCAUCAAUAUUCUUCACUGUGUCAGACCCUAAGUCAGAAGGAGGCAGCUGUAUAUACGUCCUCGAAGGAUUUGCAGCAUACGAAAUUCUUGAAGGUGGAAGAGAUUCUACAGCAGAUUACAGCUUCGAAAAAGCCAUUUAUUUUGGAGCUAAAGAUGGCUUAUACAAGUACCACCCAGACACACUUUCAGCAAAGAAAUUCGGGCCAUUCAGAGACGAUAUAAUACAACUCCAAAAAGCAAAUGGUACAGAUGCUAUUUACAUCUUAAAUUCCGAACAUAAAGUCUACAAAAUUGAAAAGAAUGGAACUGUAAAAACUAGAAUGCAGGGCAUUGGUUGUGCGCUAGAAUUUGUUCUGGACACUUCUAAUAACAUUUACUAUGUAUCCUGUGGAGACCGUAUGCCACAUAUUAUUAAGUCAGAUGGUAACGUACUAAGUUUGACAGCAAGUGUAAUAGAAGAUUUUAAAGACAUAAAAUUAUUGAGGCCGGCUUUCAUUAUGGAGAACUGUAUACCGUUUUUCGGAGAUGGCGUGCUAUAUAUUUUGUAUUCAAAUGGAACAUAUGAGAAAAAGGACCUGGUUAUAAAGGAGAGACCAUCAGCUUUCAGUGUCGAUGCUGCUUUGUAUCUGGUUGCAGCUUUAAACGGCAAAAUUUACGAAUUCAAUGUAAUGGAAGUUUUAAUCAGAUCAAUGUUUGGUGUAGCUGCAGAAUGGCCUAAAGAUGUGACGAAGAUUAUUAUGUCGAUCAUUGAAACGGCUAAAGAUUCUAUUUUUGGAUUUGCUAGAGAAGGAUAGGAUGGUAAUAAUGUUCCUUGUGAUCAAGCUCACCAUAAGAGUGUCAAUUUUAUAGCUUUACCUAAUGGAGUGUUACUGACAAAUUAUAGAUGGCUUCAUGAAAGGGCUCAUUCGCUUUCGUAAGAUGAAAUAUCU